AUGUGGUGUUUUCCUUCUCCCAUAACUGAAACUUCCAUUCCAGGCAUACCCUUUUCCUCAUGCCAUCCAGGCACAUCUGGCUUAAACAAUGUGCCUGUGCUGUGGGGGGUUGUUGUUUUUCAUUUUUUCCUUGUAGAGCCCAAGGACAAUAAGGAGAAGACAUUGCUGAAUACUGAGCACUUUGUGGUAGGUGCCGAUGCUGUCAGUGGGCAUGGUACGGGGAGCAGUGUACUAUCUGCAUUCCAAAGCACAGCUAUAAAUGAAGAAGUUGAGGAUACCUUGGGAACAGAAGAUAGGAUCAGCCCUGUAAAUAAGGUGGAGGAAGAUGGAAGAUAUUGCACCCUGCAGGCAACUGGGUCAGCUUCCCAAGACUCAGUGGCUCCUGACAGCCAGCUCGACCUUGCCUCAGUGUGUGGGCGGCUGUCAAGUUUCCUCAGUGACGUGAAGGCUGUGACCUCACUUUCUGUGGUUGAAUUUGCACAGGAGCCCACAGGUCAGUCAGAGUCACAUGAACAGUGUGAGAGCUAUUACCCUGAUGGGAUUGAAAAGGAGGCAAAGAAGAAAAAAAGUAACAUCAGAAGUGGAACGUGCCCUGAGAAAGCCUCUAGUGGAAUCCCUGGAGACCUCUGCAGGCAGGAUGUGUAUGGCCCUGCUACUCACCGAUCAUCCAAAUGUGCUUCAGCCAAUGCUGCGGCUCAGCAAUCCUACAAAGUGCCUUCAGUUCCGGAAUCCAGAAGGAGCCAUGAUGGAACCAAGGGAAAAAAAGAGAUACUUGAGAAUCCAGAAAUUCUACCACCAGUCAGGAAGAAGUCACGCACCUUCUAUAGUGCAGAGCAGCUAGAAGAGUUGGAGAAGAUGUUCCAGGAAGACCACUACCCCGACAAUGAGAAGAGGAGGGAGAUCGCAGCUGUGGUUGGUGUAACGCCACAGCGUAUCAUGGUCUGGUUUCAGAAUCGCAGGGCAAAGUGGCGGAAAUCCGAGAAGUUGAGUGUGAAAAGCAACAAAAAACAUCCAACAUCAUCAGCGCUGUCAGCCCCCUUUGAGUCAGAUGGUUAUGGGACACCUCUUCUGCCCAUGCCUCCAUUGCCUGACAUUUCUCAUGACCAGCCUGCCAUGCUGGAUGUAGACACUACAGCUGGGAACUACUCCAGCCUGCUCAGUGGACAUCCUGCACCACCUGCUGCCUCCUCAGAGGCUGUUCUUUAGGAAACUGUUCCUCUCUCCUUUUCCAGCAGUGACUGAGGAGACAGGUCACCAAACAAGAUUCUAGCAACCAAAUGGUGUUGGUUUCCUUUUCCAUCUCCCAGCUUCUUUUUCACAAGACCCUUCAGCUGACAUCUCUGCAUUUUGUUUUUUGGCAUGGCUCAUCAGAGGCCAAACCAGGAGUGAAAAUUUGGUUGAAAAAUGGCCUAGACAGCAGAUCUCUAAAGGCACAUUUUUGUUUCUUUCAAACCACAGUUAUAUUUUUCAAAAGGGUAAUCUGUGCAGCACACUCUUCCCAGAGGACAGUAGAGACAGAAGAUGGCUGGGGGAUUGUUCCUGGCUUUUUUCCAGGAAGUACUUUUGCUUCAUUUGGCUGCCUUCUUGAGAGCUGAAUAAAUCCAGUAUGCAGAGACUGAAAUCAUGAAGUCCCUUCAGCAGCAGGAAUGGUGGCCUCUUGUGAAGCAGUUCAGACAAAGGCGUUCCCACAGCUCAACCUUAGUUCCAGCGGAACGGAGCGCUUCCCUAGUCUUCCCAGCCCUCCACCCAUCCGCAGGGCCAGCCUACCUCUCAGUCUGUCCUUCAACCCCCAGAAUCAUAUUGUUCCCUUGAUGCUGGACUCUCCCAACAGUGAAUGCAGCUUGUCCACUCAGGAAAAUGGCUCCAGGGCGGCCUUCACUUACAGCAUCCAGAAUCAAGGUUUGAGUUCACCAGUCUCCUGCAAUUACCCUGAGCAGCUGGAGUUGGCAGGCAACCUAGAGACCGCAUACUGUCAGUACAGCAACCAGGGUGGAAUUUACCAGCUGUCCCAAUAUCCCCAGCAGCACCAGCUCUCCCAGUUCCACCAUCUGCCAGGUCACCUGGUCAGCAAUGUGCUCUCCAGUGUCAGCCUCGCUCCUACAGCACCCACUGAGUCCCAUACGGCUUUCCUCGCCUUACCUGGUAACAGUGGAGUUGCAACCUUUGGGACAGCAGGAGCCACGCAAGACUACGUACAAAACCACAUGGGGGGACAGCUCUCGUUACAGCAGCCAAGUGGAAACUUGGCAGGCGCUACUGCCUAUCAAGCUGUCUCUUGGCAUGAUUUCUACACGCAGGGAGCUCCAUUCUCGAAUCAGUUGCACUCACGAAUGCCGUUUUCCAGCACAGCAGGAGGACAGUACUUCACGGAGCAGAUUUCCUACACUCAGCCACCUUGCCUGCCCUCUUCUCCAUAUUUCCUUCAAGUGCCCAAUGGAACAACGCUGGGAUCCAUGCCACAUACUGGAAAGCAAAAGGGAGGGACACCACCAGACCAGAGUUUACACCACCACCACCAAACAGAGCCAGAGUUGUCAUCGCUUGCUGAGAGAGAGGAAGUAGAAAGUGGCAGCAAGAAAGGAGAGACUAUUGUUGAUAUUAAAGAAGAAACUAAUGACUGAUGCUGCACUCUGAGGAAAAAAAAAAACACAAAGGAAGAGGAAACAUUACCAUUUUAAAAACUGCAAAAUAAGAAGAGAAAAAGAGAGAUGAGAAAAGUAAUAUUUGCAAC
Messenger RNA from Chroicocephalus ridibundus (black-headed gull), 2731 nucleotides. It is a transcript of the gene NOBOX, whose product is annotated as NOBOX oogenesis homeobox. Gene Ontology annotation, molecular function: DNA-binding transcription factor activity, RNA polymerase II-specific; RNA polymerase II cis-regulatory region sequence-specific DNA binding. Lineage: Eukaryota; Metazoa; Chordata; Aves; Charadriiformes; Laridae. Bases 1 to 1206 code for a protein of 401 amino acids. Gene Ontology annotation, biological process: regulation of transcription by RNA polymerase II. The record is from RefSeq and is a predicted model, not a curated record. The transcript has 10 exons.